AAACAGAAAAGAGGAGCUACACGGAGGAGAUCGGGAAGUCGUUAAGCAGAGAGGGGGUGGUGCAGGCCGGUAGGGACAGAGACCCCCCUCUGGAGGCGGAAAGAGGCAGGACCACUUCCGGCCAGGCGGUGCGGGGGUAGCUCAGACCUGAGGAGAGGCUUGGAGAGAGCAGACGUCCUCUGGACUCACGAGGGCGAGGUGAGCUGAGGUGGCUAGCUUUGGUAAAGACCCUGUGGGGCCUUAAAGGCUGCAGCUUCGUGGUGACUGGCUUCACACAACCUUAAGGCUCAGCUAUUACAGUCUCUCAGGAAGAUGGAUAGAAGAAAUGACUACGGUUUUCAGGUGCCCACAUUCCAGGGCCCUCUGCCUCCCCCUGGGAGCCUAGGGCUUCCUUUCUCUCCAGAUGUACAGACUGAGAGCACAGAGAAGGACAAUGUCCUGCUGAUGCAUACCCUGUUGUCAGCAUCCAAGGACCCACCGAUUGCCAGCCGGCCUAAGAAAAGCAAGACCAAGAAGACUUCUAUUAAAGCUAUCACUAAGACCACACCCACUCCCCCUCAGGUUCCAUCUGCCAAUGACAUUGCUAGCAACAAGCCUAAAGUAACUCUGCAGGCUUUAAACCUACCAAUGUUCACCCAGAUCAGCCAGGUUUCUGCUACAACUGAGGCAGCCAAUAUCCAGGCUUCAGUUACUGCUCAAACCAAGAAAGCCAAGACAAAGAGAGUUACUCCCAAGGUAUCUCUAACUGGCACUGAGGAUGUCACUACACAGCUCAAGUCGCCUUUACAGGCCCUAAACCUGCCAGUUACCUCACCAACUCUCCAGUCUCCAGUUGCCAAUGAGUCAGCUAAUUCCCUGGCCUUGAUAGCUGUCAGCAAACCCAAGAAAGCUUCUAAGGCAAAGAAGGCUGCCAAUAAGACCAUACCUAGUGCCACUGAGAUCUCACUGGCUUCGACUGCCACCCACACAGCCACUACCCAAGGCCAAAUUGCCAAGGAGACAGCUAGUAUCCAGUCCUCAGCAGCCACUAUCCGAACCAAGAAAAUUUCCAAAGCUAAGAGGACAACUGCUAAGCCCAUGAAUGCUGACACUGAGUAUGGAGAGCCCUCAAAUGCUAUUGAGGGAGCUAGCAGACAGAUUGAGGCUUCAACUGUAGUUCUAAGGCCCAAAAAGCCCAAGGGGAAGAAGGUUGCCAAUAAAGGCCCAAAUUCUGCUUCUGAGCUCUCCGAGGCUCCACCUGCCCUUCAAAUGGUCCCAAACCAUGCCCUAUCAGUGACUGUACGGAUCAGGAGAGGGUCUAGGGCUCGAAAGGCUGCCACUAAGACUCGGGCAACUGAAAGCCAGGCUCAAAUCAAUGAACAAGGAGCACAGGCCAAGAUGGCUACCUCUCAAGCCAGCAUAAGUGCCCUUGAGACUCAGGUUGCUGCUGCUGUUCAGGCCUUGGCAGAUGACUACCUGGCUCAGUUGAGUUUGGAGCCCACAACCAGAACCCGGGGCAAGAGGAACCGGAAGUCUAAGCAUCCCAAUGGAGAAGAAAGAACUGGUGGCAGUUUCAGGCGGAUCCCAUGGGGCCGGAGGCCUCCACCACCCCGAGAUGUGGCCAUUUUGCAGGAAAGGGCAAAUAAGUUGGUGAAAUAUCUGUUGGUUAAGGACCAGACAAAGAUCCCCAUCAAGCGUUCAGACAUGCUGAAGGAUGUCAUCCAAGAAUAUGAUGAGUAUUUUCCAGAGAUCAUUGAAAGAGCAAGCUAUGCUCUGGAGAAGAUGUUUCGAGUCAACCUGAAGGAAAUUGAUAAGCAAAGUAGCUUGUAUAUUCUUAUCAGCACUCAGGAGUCCUCUGCAGGCAUUCUGGGAACGACCAAGGACACACCCAAGCUGGGUCUCCUCAUGGUGAUUCUGAGUGUCAUUUUCAUGAAUGGCAACAAGGCCAGUGAGGCUGUCAUCUGGGAGGUGCUACGCAAGUUGGGGCUGCGUCCUGGGGUAAGACAUUCACUCUUUGGAGAAGUGAGGAAACUCAUCACAGAUGAAUUCGUGAAGCAGAAGUAUCUGGAAUACAAGAGGGUCCCCAACAGCAGACCACCUGAAUAUGAAUUCUUCUGGGGCCUGCGGUCUUACCACGAGACUAGCAAGAUGAAAGUCCUGAAAUUUGCAUGCAAGGUACAGAAGAAAGAUCCUAAAGACUGGGCCGCUCAGUACCGGGAGGCAGUAGAGAUGGAUGUUCAGGCUGCAGCUGUGGCUGUGGCUGAGGCUGAGGCCAGGGCUGAGGCAAGAGCCCAAAUGGGGAUUGGAGAGGAAGCUGUGGCUGGGCCCUGGAAUUGGGAUGACAUGGAUAUUGACUGCUUAACAAGGGAAGAGUUGGGUGAUGAUACUCAAGCCUGGAGCAGAUUUUCCUUUGAAAUUGAUUCCAGAGCCCAAGAAAAUGCAGAUCCUACCAACAAUGUCAACUUCAACCAAGGAGCUAGUACUAGAAAUAGCUUCAGUGAUGGUGCUAGUAUUAGCUUUGGUGGCAUACCCAACCCCAGUGGUGGCUUUGGUGGCAUACCCAAUUCUAAUAGUGACUUUGGUGGCAUACCCAACUCUAAUGGUGGCUUUGGUGGCAUACCCAACUCCAAUGGUGGCUUUGGUGGCAUACCCAACUCUAAUGGUGGCUUUGGUGGCAUACCCAACUCCAAUGGUGGCUUUGGUGGCAUACCCAACUCUAAUGGUGGCUUUGGUGGCAUACCCAACUCUAAUGGUGGCUUUGGUGGCAUACCCAACCCCAAUGGUGGCUUUGGUGGCAGAAAUGGCAUUACCUUUGGUAGUUCACCCAAUACCUCUGCCAACUUCAGCAGUGCAGCAAGCAUUAGCUUUGGAGACACAUCCAUCACUAGCACUAGUUUCAGUGGUGGAGCCAGCAUUAGCUUCAGUGGUACACCCAGUACUAGUGCCACUUUCUGUGACACAGCAAGCAUUAGCUUUGGUGGUGCAUCUAGCACCAGCACUAGCUUCAGCAGCACCACCAGCAUUAGCUUUGGUGGUUCGCCCAGCACUAGCACUAGCUUCAGCAGCACCGCCAGCAUUAGCUUUGGUGGUUCGCCCACCAUUAGCAGUAGUUUCAGUGGUGGAUCCAGCAUUAGCUUUGGUAGUUCUCCUACCACCAGUACCAGUUUCAGUGGUGGAGCCAGUAUUAGUUUUGGUGGUGCACCGUGUACGAGUGCCAAUUUCAAUGGUGGAGCCAGCUGUGGCUUUGGAGGCACACUUAGUAGUACAGCUGGCUUUGGUGGUGCACUUAGCACAAGCACCAGCUUUGGCAGCGCACCUACCACAAGCACUGUCUUCAGUGGUGCAGUUAGCACCACUACUGGCUUUGGAGGCACACUUAGCACUAGUGUCUGCUUUGGUAGCUCCCCCUGCUCUGGUAUUGGCUUUGGAGGCACACUCAGUACCAGUAUCUGCUUUGGUAGUUCUCCUAGCACCAAUACUGGUUUUGGCGGUACACUCAGCACCAGUGUUUCCUUUGGUGCUUCUUCUAGCACCAGCUCUGACUUUGGUGGCACAGUAAGCACUAGUGUCAGCUUUGGUGGCUCUUCUGGCACCAGUGCUGGCUUUGGCGGUACACUCAACAGCAGUACCAGCUUUGGUGGUACCAUCAGCACCAGUGCUGGCUUUGGCAAUGCACUCAACAGCAGUGCCAGCUUUGGUGGUGCCAUAAGUACUGGCUUUGGUGGUGCACUCAACAGCAGUGCCAGCUUUGGCGGUGCCAUCAACACCAGCACCGGCUUUGGCAGUGCACUCAACAGCAGUGCCAACUUUGGUGGUGCCAUUAGCACCAGUUCUGGCUUUGGCAGUGCACUCAGCACCAGUGCCAGCUUUGGUAGUGUACUCAAUGGCAGUUCUGGCUUUGGCGGUGCCAUCAGCACCAGUGCCAGCUUUGGUAAUGCACUUAAUAGUAAUGCUGACUUUGGCAGUGCCAUCAGCACCAGUGCCAGCUUUAGUGGUGCACUCAGUGGCAGUUCUGACUUUGGCAGUGCUAUCAGCACCAGUGCCAGCUUUAGUGGUGCACUCAGUGGCAGUACUGGCUUUGGCAGUGCUAUCAGUACCAGUGCCAGCUUUGAUGGUGCACUCAGUAACAGUGCUGGCUUUGGCAGUGCCAUCAGUACUAGUGCAAGCUUUGGUGGUGCACUCAAUAACAGUACUGGCUUUGGUGGUGCUAUCAGUACCAGUGCCAGCUUUGAUAGUGUACACAGUAACAGUGCUGGCUUUGGCGGUGCUAUCAGUACCAGUGCCAGCUUUGGUGGUGCUCUUAGUAACGGUGCUGGCUUUGGCAGUGCUAUCAGUACCAGUGCCAGCUUUGGUGGGGCACUCAAUAACAGUGCUGGUUUUGGUAGUGCCAUCAGCACCAGUUCCAGCUUUGGCGGUGCAAUCAGCACCAACCCUGACUUUGGUGGUGCAUUCAGUACCAGUGUUGGCUUUGGUGGGGCACUUAGUACCACUGACUUUGGUAGUACCCACAGCAACAGCAUUAGCUUUGGUAGUGCUCCCACUACCAGUGUCAGCUUUGGUGGUUCUCAAAGUACUAACCUCUGUUUUGGUGGAGCACCUAGCACCAGUCUCUGUUUUGGCACUGCAUCUAACACCAACCUAUGCUUUGGAGGCUCUUCCAGCACCAACUCCUGCUUUAGUGGUGCUACCAGUGCCAAUUACAGUGAGGGCCACAGCACCAGUGCCAUUUUCAGUUUUGGGAAUGGGCUAAGUACCAGUGCUGGCUUUGGAAACGGAUUAGGCACCAGUGCUGGCUUUGGCAGCAGCCUAGGUACCAGCAGUGGCUUUGGUGGAAGCUUAGGCCCCAGUGCUAGCUUCAAUGGUGGCCUGGGCACCAGCACUGGGUUUGGUGGUGGAUUAGGCACCAGCAAUGAUUUUGGUGGUGGACUAAGUCCUAAUGCUGACUUCAGUGGGGGACUGGGUACCAGUGCUGGCUUCAAUGGUGGACUAAACACUAGCACUGGUUUUGGUGGUGGACUGGGCACUAGUGCUGGUUUUGGUGAUGGACUUGGCAGCAACACUGGCUUUGGUGGUGGACUGGUCACUAAUGAUGGCUUUCCUGGUGACCUGAGUACAAAUAAUGGUUUUGGUGGCACACUUGGCACUGGUGCAGGCUUUAGUGUAAGCCUCAGCACUGGCGAUGGCUUUGGCAGUGGGCCUAAUGCCAGCUUCGACAGAGGACUGAAUACCAUCAUUGGCUUUGGCAGUGAUUCCAACACCAGCAGUGGCUUUACUGGUGAAACCAGCACCGGCUCCAGCUUCAGUAAUGGACCCAGUUCUAUUGUUGGCUUUAGUGGUGGACCAAGCACUGGUGCUGGCUUCUGCAAUGCACCAAGCACUGGUGGCUUUGGUGGUGGACCAAGUACAGGAGCUGGCUUUGGCGGACCAAGCACUGGAGGUGGCUUCGGAGGACCAAGCACUGCAGCUGGCUUUGGUGGUGGACUGAGCACCAAUACUGGCUUCAGUGGUGGUGGACUGAGCAGCAGUGCUGGCUUCGGUGGUGGACUGAACACCAGUGCUGGAUUCAACGGUGGACCAAGCACCGGUACUGGCUUUGGUGGUGGAGCCACUAACCUCGGUGCCUGUGGCUUCUCUUACGGCUAGUGAAGUUUCAGGUUUCUUACGUUUGUUACCCAUGUUUACAGGUAACACUAACGCAGCAGUACUUCCCAUGGAGCCAAUGUGCAGCUUUGGAAUCUUUGUCCACACAGCAGCCUAACCAGCUACAACCCAUUAGCUGAGCGAAACACUAAGAAAAAUCUGCUGUUCCUGCUUUGUGUUUGCUUCUUGUGUUGUUGUCAUAUUUUGGUAUCAGA
This is a messenger RNA of Microtus oregoni (creeping vole), 5834 nucleotides long. It is a transcript of the gene Tro, whose product is annotated as trophinin. The record is from RefSeq and is a predicted model, not a curated record. Lineage: Eukaryota; Metazoa; Chordata; Mammalia; Rodentia; Cricetidae. The coding region runs from base 313 to 5622 and encodes 1769 amino acids. The transcript is spliced from 13 exons.